Molecule: messenger RNA, 2438 nt
Organism: Eleginops maclovinus (Patagonian blennie)
Lineage: Eukaryota; Metazoa; Chordata; Actinopteri; Perciformes; Eleginopidae
Product: 6-phosphofructo-2-kinase/fructose-2,6-bisphosphatase 4-like
Exons: 14
Coding region: 149-1666 (505 amino acids)
Biological process (GO): fructose 2,6-bisphosphate metabolic process; fructose metabolic process
Cellular component (GO): cytosol
Molecular function (GO): 6-phosphofructo-2-kinase activity; ATP binding; fructose-2,6-bisphosphate 2-phosphatase activity
Source: RefSeq, a predicted model, not a curated record
CUCUGUCGCCCCUUCCUUACGGUAAAACGGAAAACCUGCUUCGCCCGUACUGCGGUUAUUACGGCCGAACGUUUGUCAGUCCGGAUCACGUGAUCGCGGCAGUGGUGAACGAAAGUCGGAUCAUCUCCAUCACCACACAGCAGCGCGGAUGAAACACCGGUCAAACUCAGAGCUGCAUCCGGGGAAAAGGCCCCGUGUUCCCGCCGCGGCAGCCUCCACCUCUACCUCACCUCAACACGGCAUGGAGGACAAAACACCGUCAAAUCCGCGGGAACUCACCCAAAACCCCCUGAAGAAAAUAUGGAUGCCGUGUAAAAAUGGCCUUCCUGAAAAACACAUUUCUCAAAGAAAGGUAUGUAUGACCAACUGCCCCACGCUGAUAGUGACAGUGGGGCUUCCUGCCAGGGGGAAGACUUAUAUCUCCAAGAAGCUGACCCGCUAUCUCAACUGGAUCGGAGUUCCCACAAGAGAGUUCAAUGUGGGGCAGUACAGGAGAGAGUUUGUGAAGAUCUACAAGUCCUUUGAGUUCUUCCAUCCAGACAACGAGGAAGGGUUAAAGAUCAGACGAAAAUGUGCCUCAGCAGCGUUGAACGAUGUGCGACAGUAUCUCACAGAAGAACGAGGCCAAGUGGCGGUUUUUGAUGCAACAAACACCACCAGAGAAAGAAGGGAGACCAUCAUCCAGUUUGCAGAGCAGAAUGGAUUUAAGGUGUUCUUUGUGGAGUCUGUGUGUGAAGACCCAGAUGUCAUACAGGAGAACAUAGUGCAAGUGAAGCUAGGUAGCCCGGACUACACCAACUGUGACACGGAGGAAGCAGUAGAAGAUUUCCUGAAGAGGAUCAAGUGUUAUGAAAACUCAUACGAGACUCUAGAUGAAGUCCUGGACAGGGACCUCUCCUACAUUAAAAUCAUGGACGUGGGUCAGCGGUACAUGGUCAACCGGGUGUUGGACCACAUCCAGAGCCGGAUCGUCUACUACCUCAUGAACAUCCACAUCACGCCGCGCUCCAUCUACCUGUGCCGCCACGGGGAGAGCGAGCUGAACAUCAAAGGGAGAAUCGGAGGAGACUCGGGCCUCACAGCGAGCGGAAAAGCGUUUGGGAAGAAGCUGAGCCAGUUCCUCGAGACGCAGGGCAUCAGCGACCUGAAGGUGUGGACCAGUCAGAUGAAGAGGACCAUCCAGACGGCCGAGGCUCUCAACGUGCCCUAUGAGCAGUGGAAGGUCCUGAACGAGAUCGAUGCAGGCGAGUGUGAGGAGAUGAUGUACGAGGAGAUCCAGGAUCACUUUCCUCUGGAGUUUGCUCUGAGGGACCAGGACAAAUACCGCUAUCGGUACCCCAAAGGAGAGUCCUACGAGGACCUGGUGCAGCGGUUGGAGCCGGUCAUCAUGGAACUGGAGCGCCAGGAGAACGUUCUGGUCGUCUGUCACCAGGCCGUCAUGCGCUGCCUGCUGGCCUACUUUCUGGACAAGACGGCAGAGGAGCUGCCCUACCUGAAGUGCCCGCUGCACACCGUGCUGAAGCUGACGCCCAUGGCCUACGGCUGUAAGGUGGAGUCCAUCAGCUUAAACGUGGAAGCAGUCAACACACACAGAGAACGACCAGAGAAUGUGAACAUCCAUCGUUCGACUCGAGACGCCCUACUCACCGUCCCCUCUCACCUCUGACAGAGACCUCCCCUGCCUUUUCUGGUGGUCGCUUCACUUCUCCAUCGAGCAAAACCUGCCCUUAUUGAUGACCCCACUGCCACACACACUGUAACCCUUCUAUUUUUAUUAGACAAAGCUUAACCUGAAUAUAUUUUGUCUUUGAGCCUCAGUGUUCUUACUUGCAAGCUACAAAGUGUGGCACUCUUGAUCUAAUAUACGUUAUUUAUCAAACACGGAUUUGUUGUUGCUGUAUUCGUUGAUAUUGUGCAGCAGUAUCAUUAAAACUGAAGGGUGAAGUAUUAUUCCUGUUGUUUUAUCUAAUGAUGUUCAGCUAAACAUGCUGCAAUCCUUGUUUAAUGUUGUGUGUCUGCAGUUGUGUCGUGCAAUUCAAAGGUUGAAAACCUAAACGCAUCACUACGAAGCUUUUGAUUCUGUGGUGACUGAAUGAAGAAAUGAAUGAUGGUUAUCAGUGUCAUGGUAAACACAAACCUAACAUUGUAUACAGAUGGUUAAUUAUAUUUCAAUUAAAUGAUAUUGAAAAUGCAACAUUAGCUCAGAGCUUUAUAUCUCAUGACUUGUAAAUGUGUUAUUUUUAUAAACCGACACGUUGUCCCCUCUAUCAUUACGGGUUUCACUAUUUAUUAGGGCUGCACUGAUGAUCAUUUUCAAUCGCUAAUAAUCUGCCUGUACUUUCAGAUGAAUAGUUGAAAUAUUCAACUUUGUUUCUUGUCCUGCCAACUAGUAGUAUUCAGUGUGCUAUAAUAAAUAAUAAAGACAUAUUCACAAUUUA